AUGGAUCUGAAAAAUGCUGAAUGCAUUUGGGACGCCCUAAACGAUUUGCACAAAAAUGAUAAGCAGGCGUAUGAAAAAUUCAUGAAUAAACAUAUGAAAAAAAUAAAUGAACAUAAAGUAAUAAAACCCAAGUUCUGCUUCUGCAUCGUGACAGAUGUGGAAAAAGUUUCUAUCAAAACAAAGUCCAAUGAAUUUAAAGAAAAAUUAUGUGAUUAUUUUAUUUAUGUAUAUUACAGUAGUAAGAUGAAAGAGCCCAUUCUGCCGAAGGAUUUUAUUAACAAUUUAGAUGAAAUAAAUUAUGAUUACAUUUUUAUAAGUACCUGUAAAAUCAAAGGGGAAAGUUCAAGAGAUAUGUAUGCAGAAGCAGUUAUUCAUUCUACAAUAUAUAAACAUUUCCAUAAUACUUAUUUUAAAAAUAAAAUUUUGUAUAAAAUAUUAGAAACAUUAAAUAACACAGAAAAAAUACUUAGAAGUGAUAUAAGUAUAAAUACAAAAUUUUUUCAAUAUAAAGAUUUAGGAUAUACACCUAAAACUAAACAUUUUUUAAAUUCUCAUUGUGUAGACAGUGAAUUAGGCCAAGGGAACAUUGAACCGAUGGAUGAAAAUGAUAUAAAAUUUUACAACAUAGUAAAUGAAAAACAGAUCAAUAGUAAUAAUAAAAGAGAGGAAGAACAAAAUGAAAUAAAAAUACACGAUUCAUCUAUUGAUAUAAUGAAUGACAUACAAUCAGUUAAAACGACCAAAACAGGGAAAGUUGACAGAUGUGAAGAGCGCAACAUUCCAAGACAGGUGAAAUCGUAUCACUACACAGUUAUUGACAGAUACCUUCACAUCAUCUUAACGUUCAAUAGUAUUUCUUACAAUGAUUUGGAAAUUUUGAAAAAAAACAACACUAUAGAGAUAUACGUUUCUACCAAACCCGACGAAUGCAUGACUUUAAACUUCAAGCAAAAAUUAAGUGAUAACAUUAAAGCAUACUUCAAUGAAAAAUGUCUCAAAUUAACCAUCAGCGUCGAGUUGCUAUACUGA
Messenger RNA from Plasmodium gonderi, 1029 nucleotides. RefSeq lists its product as hypothetical. Bases 1 to 1029 code for a protein of 342 amino acids. The record is from RefSeq and is a predicted model, not a curated record. Lineage: Eukaryota; Apicomplexa; Aconoidasida; Haemosporida; Plasmodiidae. The transcript is spliced from 5 exons.